This is a messenger RNA of Striga asiatica, 723 nucleotides long. The record is from the annotation of a GenBank genome assembly. Lineage: Eukaryota; Viridiplantae; Streptophyta; Magnoliopsida; Lamiales; Orobanchaceae.
AUGAAUUUGAAGCAAGGGACCAAGCUAUUGACCGAUAUCGCAAUAAGAGUAAAACAUGCCAAUCUCUUCCUCCUCGCCGGAAUCAAAAAACGGGUGCUGCAAAAGCUGAGCCGCCGACCACCUCUCUCUCGGAUCCCUCAUCAAACACCUAGCGAGCAUGUCCCUGGCCGCAUCGGAAAAUCCGCCGGGCACCACCGGCGAGUCGUCCGAGAACGCGAUCCUGUAAAGCGCCGCCGCGGGGUCCUUCAUCUCCGGCCAGGGACCGGAUCCGGUGCCCAUCUCGACGACCGUGCAUCCGAAGGCCCACACGUCCGCCGCGAAGCCCUGCUCCUCGCCGCGGGCGACCUCCGGCGCCAUGUACGCCGGCGUGCCGGAGAACGACCCGGGGCCGGGGCCGACCCGCCUCGCGCACCCGAAGUCGGCGAUUUUGAGCCCGCCGCCGUCGCCGAAGAGGAUGUUCUGGCCCUUGAUGUCGCAGUGGGCGAGCCCCUCCCGGUGGAGGUAGCACAGCCCCAGCAGGAUAUGGCGCGCGUGGGCGCGAAUCGCGGUCUCCGCGAGGGCCCCACCGCGUUUUCUGAUGUGAUCGGAGAGCGUGCCGCCGGGGACGUACUCAAGGAAGAGAUUGAACACGCGCUUGCCGUUUUCGCGCGUUUUGUCGGAGCCCAAGCACUUGACGAUGUAAGGGGAGCAGAGGUGGGAAAGCAGAGCCUCCUCUUUCUGUAA